Molecule: messenger RNA, 753 nt
Organism: Gongylonema pulchrum
Lineage: Eukaryota; Metazoa; Nematoda; Chromadorea; Rhabditida; Gongylonematidae
Source: the annotation of a GenBank genome assembly
AUGCUGGGCGGGGCGGGGCUUGUGAGGUUUUGCCACUACAACAACAAGGGAGGAGUAGCAGCAGCAGGAGCAGUAGCGACAACUACAACGAGAACGACGACCGGAACAAUAGCAGCAGCAAUUGCAACGAUGGAGAUAGAAGUACGACAGGGCAAUGGUGUCUUCUACAAGGCCUUCGUGAAAUCCAUCAAGACCGACACCGUUGUAGUGAGUUACGGGAAUGAUGCGAAGACCGAGGAGGUGAAAUUUGAAGACUGCCGCUUACCGCCGCGUACUACAAAAGCUGAAGUGCUUAAAGUAGGCGAUAUUGUCGAAGCACUGAUGCAACAGGAUGGGGAAGCCAUUUUCGGUUGGCAGAAGGCAAAAAUCAAAGAACUUAGAGGCGAUUUGGCAGCAAUCGAAAGUGUCGAAGGCCCGCAUCGUAUGGACAUCGUCUCAUCGGAGCACAUACGCACAUUGCCGGUCAAAUGCACCCCGUUGAAGCAGAGCCAAUUCAAGCACGCGAAGAUCGCGGUGCCGGAUGAUUUGCGAGCCUACUUCAAGCGACCCGAAUCGUACGCCGAUUUCGCAGCAACCGUCAAAAGCGUUUUCGUGGAGUACGAUGAAGAAAACGGCAAUCUCCUUCUCUCCACAUUUGAAGAGCAGGCAGUGAAGCGCGCCACAAUUCUGUCCGACAUGUACUUCAAGGACUCCCGACAGAAGAUGCAACUACUGCAGCGCCAGGAAGUAAUCUCAUUUUAUUCAGUUUUUUGA